This is a messenger RNA of Vitis riparia (riverbank grape), 1635 nucleotides long. Its product is annotated as zinc finger protein 346-like. The coding region runs from base 123 to 1397 and encodes 424 amino acids. The transcript is spliced from 3 exons. The record is from RefSeq and is a predicted model, not a curated record. NCBI's taxonomy places the organism in Eukaryota, Viridiplantae, Streptophyta, Magnoliopsida, Vitales, Vitaceae. Gene Ontology annotation, molecular function: zinc ion binding; nucleic acid binding.
CCCGCCCUAACCCACUCGUCCGGUUUUGGAAUCAGACCAUCAUCAGCCAAGAGGACUCUCUGUCUCUCCCUCCCUGUGUAAACCCCAAUCCCAGAACUUCUUUUGCAGAUCCAUAAACCCUAAUGUUCCAUCCUCAUGAAACCACCUAUCCCAAUUUCACCUACUUGCCUCACCAAUCCCAUUCCACAAUCCCCAACAUUAGCCUUGGUCCGCUCUUCUCUCAACCUGUUCUUCAUCCCACCAGCAUCGAUCCGUAUGCUCACUCCAGCUUAUAUCCUUCAAUUCAUGUUGUAUUGGGCGGCCAGGCAACAAGUUAUGAAGACCCAAAUGCAGUUUCACAGAAUUGGGUUGUCAAGAACGCUGGUCCCAUUACAUAUGAACCUGCUGUUAAGCCUUCAAAUGAGAAGGCAGUAGUGUCAACAAGUUUGAACUCCUUAUGGAGCAACAAUCAACCUUUGGUGAAUGAUAUGACAAUUAGAAUACCAGAGCAAACCAAGGUCAUUCAGUCCUUGAGGUGUGAAGUUUGCAACAUUGAUUGUAAUAGCAAAGACGUUUUGGAGAAGCAUAUAUCAGGGAAGAAACACAACCGAAAUUUACAAAUUCAUACUAAUCAGGUUUCUACUACAAUAUCCACAAAAGAUUCCAUUGGAAUGAACACUGGUAGUCUCGUAGGCCAAAUUGGCAGUAUAAGUCAUCAAAGAAUAUUAGGGUCAGCAGGUGCAGCUGCUGGUCAGUCUUUGGUGGCAAAGAGAUUGAAGCUUGUGGAAGGUGGUGCAGUAGCAGAUUCUGUGAGGACCUGCACAAUAUGCAACGUUGCUUGCAAUAGUGAAGUAGUGUUCCAGAAACAUCUUACUGGUAAAAAGCACGCUGCCCAGGUUGGCUUAAGACCUCAACAUUUAGUUGUCCAGCCUCAUAGCAAUGGUAUAUGGAGUAAAGUCCCAAAAAAACCCAAGUUUGUUCAAUCUGCAUGGUGUGAAGUCUGCAAAAUCAAUUGUAACAGCAGCGACGUCUUCACCAAACACAUACUGGGAAAGAAACACCUGAAGAACUUGGAGAAACUAGCAGAACCAAAAAAGGACACCAGCACCUCUGCCUCAACUGCUGCACAGGUCACCACAAAUCCGAUAAUAGGACCAAUGGAAUGGCUGGAUGCUAGUAAAGGUAAAUCAACUGCUUCGGUAGAGCCAGGAAAGAGGCCAGCCCAGUUGCAGACACAACAAGAGGAUCUGGACAUAAAGAAACAGAAAAUUGUAGAAGGUGGAGCAGCAGCUGGUGCAGUGAGAGCUUGUACUAUAUGCAAUGUGGUCUGCAAUAGCCAGACAGUCUUCAACAUUCAUCUCUCCGGCCAGAAGCAUGCUGCCAUGGUGAAGAAACUGGGUGAAUCCACUGCAGCAUAAAGACGGGUACCCGGCAUGUUAAAACAUCUUUAGAGUAGCCCUUAGUAGUCUUCAACAUUCAUCUUUAUGCUGAAGUUGCAUGAUGUAAAUGAAAGAAAAAGCCCUCAGUAGUGGACUGUAUAGAAAUAUAUUGCCAAAUCCUCUUCUUUCUUUGUCUCUUACUGUUUGAGCCCAUUUGUGUGAAUCCAAAAUUAAAAAUGACAAGUUAAGAUUUCAUCUAUUCUACAAAUUUAAGGCA